UUCGUUCCAUCCUUAUAUCUGGUUUCAAAUUUCGUCAAAUUCAGUCUCUAUUUCACCAAGAUUCAAAUCGGGUCUCCUCCGAAGGAUUAUCACGUGCAAGUCGAUACAGGGAGUGAUCUUUUAUGGGUGAAUUGUAUCGAAUGUGAGUCGUGCCCAAAGACAAGUGACCUUGGAGUUCCAUUGCAACUAUAUGAUCCAAACGACUCCUCAAGUGCCAAAAAAGUUACCUGUGAUGAUGACUUUUGCAGAACCACAAUGGAUUCUUCUAAUACCGAGUGUAAGGUCGGAAUGUCUUGUUUAUAUACUGUUACGUAUGGUGAUGGGAGCGGAACUGCUGGAUAUUUCAUUAACGACAAUCUGCAACUUCUCAAAGCAUCCGGAGACGGUGAGACUAAAUAUAUGAGUGGGAAUAUAACAUUUGGGUGUGGAGCUAAACAAUCGGGGGAGUUAGGUUCGUCAGAACAAGCUCUUGACGGUAUUCUUGGGCUUGGGCAAACGGGUACUUCGUUGCUUUCACAGUUUGCUUCGGCUAAAAAGGUGAAAAGAAUGUUCUCACAUUGCUUGAGUGGUUCCAAAGGAGGUGGCAUUUUUGCUAUUGGAGAAGUGGUGGAGCCAAAAGUGAAAACAACACCAAUGCUAGAAGACAAUCUGCAUUAUAAUGUUGAAAUGAAGUCAAUUGAUGUGAAUGGUGAAACUUUAGAUAUCCCAAAAAAUAUACUUGAUUUGGGAAAGAAAGAAGGAGCAAUAGUUGACAGUGGUACGACCUUGGCUUAUUUUCCCGCUAAGAUUUACAACCCGCUAAUGCAAAAGAUCAUGGCCGCACAACCCGACCAGAAGCCAGAAACAGUUGAGAAGCUUUUUAAAUGCUACAAGUAUUCCGGCAACAUUGAUGAAGGUUUUCCAAAUGUCACGUUUCACUUUGAUGAUUCACUUUCAUUGACAGUUACUCCCCAUCAAUAUUUCUUCGAAGUGGAGGAUGACCAAUGGUGCAUCGGUUUUCAGAACAGUAAUAUUCAAUCAGGUUCUGGAGGAGAGCUGACUCUAUUGGGAGAUCUUCUUCUAGCAGAUAGGCUGGUUACAUAUGAUAUAGAAAACAAGGCCAUUGGAUGGGUUGACCAUGAUUGCUCAUCAACCAUCAAAGUGAAAGAUGAAGAGUCCGGGAAUGAGUUUGAGGUCCAUGCCGGAGAUAUUUCUUCCGCACGUUGUACAUCUACUUCACGAAUGAUUUUGGGGUUGCUAUUAUUUCUUGCAGGUACGUUGAUCAAUUGGACGAAUUGAAGUGAAAUGCCGUUGUAUUUAA
Cynara cardunculus var. scolymus (artichoke) is the source of this 1300-nucleotide messenger RNA. RefSeq names its product aspartic proteinase-like protein 2. Gene Ontology annotation, molecular function: aspartic-type endopeptidase activity. Lineage: Eukaryota; Viridiplantae; Streptophyta; Magnoliopsida; Asterales; Asteraceae. Gene Ontology annotation, biological process: proteolysis. The transcript is spliced from 10 exons. The annotation marks the transcript as partial. The record is from RefSeq and is a predicted model, not a curated record.